Molecule: messenger RNA, 1217 nt
Organism: Frankliniella occidentalis (western flower thrips)
Lineage: Eukaryota; Metazoa; Arthropoda; Insecta; Thysanoptera; Thripidae
Gene: MED4
Product: mediator of RNA polymerase II transcription subunit 4
Exons: 5
Coding region: 83-829 (248 amino acids)
Biological process (GO): regulation of transcription by RNA polymerase II
Cellular component (GO): core mediator complex; mediator complex
Molecular function (GO): transcription coregulator activity
Source: RefSeq, a predicted model, not a curated record
GUUGUUGUUUUAUGUUUACACUCUGUGUGUGUUUCUGAAAGCUCAAGCAAAUACGGCUUCAGUUUGAGAAUUUUCAUUCAAAAUGGCAAAUAUUAGCACAGUAGAAAAGCUCAUAUCUUUGAUUGACGAUAUAGAACUAAUUUCUAAGGAAAUUUUAGAAAAUACUAUUGCUAUGAAACAUCAGAAAUUGGCUGGGAGUGAGCAAGUUCAACUGACAGAACUUUUAGUUGCUAAAGACAAUGAAUUGAAAGCAACCCUAGAACGUGCUCGUGAACAAGCUAGAGUUGAACUGAAAAUGGAUGCCCUUAGAGGUGAAGUGGAAAGGCAGGAUUGUCAUAUUCGCAACCUUCAGAGACAGCUCAAGGAGGCCGAGCAAAUUUUGGCCACAGCCAUUUAUCAAGCAAGACAAAAAUUAGCUUCAAUUGCUAAAGCAAAUAAGCGACCAGUUCCAUCAGAGGAUCUUAUUAAAUUUGCACAUCGUAUCUCGUCUUCUCAUGCUGUCUGUGCACCUCUCACUUGGCAACAGGGAGACCCAAGAAGACCAUAUCCUACUGAUAUUGAAAUGCGCCAGGGUCUACUUGGCAGGUUAAGUAAUCUGCCUCUUGUACCUCAGCCUGGUCUUGCUGACUUGUCUGGUCUUCCACCUGGUGCUGAGCCUGCGGUAUCUACUCAAAACCAGUUCUCUUGGCAUCCAUCGGGUGAUUUGCACAUGAAUGUUCCUGGUCAGGGAUCAGUUGCAAUGGAAACCCGAAAUCAUAAGACUGAAGCUGAAGAUGUUGAAGUAAUGUCAACUGAUUCGAGUAGCAGUUCAUCAAGUGACUCACAGUAAAAAUAGUUUGUAAACCUGGUGUUUGUCAAAAAUGAGUAGCAUGUGACUGUUUCUUGCUCAUACUUCAAUGCAUGAACAUUUCUUGUUGUAUACUGUCAAAUUUGCUUUCUCAAUCGGUUCUUACUAAUUGUCUAGAAUCAAAGCAAAAAAGAUUCGCAAAACAUCUGUUUCCAUCAAUCUUUUGUUUUAUUACUUUUGUUUUACAUAUUUUGUCAAUGAAUUUUUUAACUUUAGUUAUGUAUCUCAUAGCUUCAGUAAUCUUAACUUUGGAAACUUAACAUAGACUCAGGGAUUUGUUUUCUAGUGAUUCAGCAUUUAUAUGAUUCAUGUUUUUGGCUGUGAUGCAAACAAAACAAUACCCAAAUACCAUCUUUCAACAGUUUCAGGA